Leptonychotes weddellii (Weddell seal) is the source of this 4622-nucleotide messenger RNA. The record is from RefSeq and is a predicted model, not a curated record. Lineage: Eukaryota; Metazoa; Chordata; Mammalia; Carnivora; Phocidae.
UGAGGGGCAGAGGCGAGUAGUUUGGGAGAGUCCUCCCCGGCCCGGCCUUCUGGUUUUCUCCAAGUGACACACUGAACCGAAACUCACUUUUCUUUUUCUGAAUUUGAACCACCGUUUCCGUCGUCUUGCAAUCGACACGCGAAGUCCGGGGCGAUGGACCCGUUUACCGAGAAACUGCUGGAACGAACCCGUGCCAGGCGAGAGAACCUCCAGAGAAAGAUGGCCGAGAGGCCCGCGGCAGCUGCAAGGUCUGUGACUCACGCCAAGAGGGCCAGAGAGCCGCUUUCAGAAGCAAGUAACCAACAACCCUUACCUGGUAGUGAAGAGAAAUCUGGUACAAAACCAUCACCAUCCAAAAAGCACUGCUCUGGCAACACCGAAGUAGAAGUUUCUGACGUGGAAAAUGAAACACCGGCUGCGUCAGCUUCGGCGGAAUGCCGUCCUUUGAGUCCUCCGCCUCCUCAGGCGCAGCCACAAGCACCAGCUCCCGCCAGCGAUGCGGAGGCUGUCCCGGCACCCGUGCCAGGCGUGAGGCGAGGGCUCAGCUCAAGACUGGAAGCCGCUGCGGGCUCCUCCGUGAAAACACGAAUGCAAAAGCUGGCGGAGCAGCGGCGCCUCUGGGAUAAUAAUGAUCUGACAGAUGAUAUACCCGAAAGCUCACCCAUCUCACCAGUGCCGUCAGAGGAAAGGGCUACCUCCCCUCCCAAACCAGCCCUCUCGGAUGCCUCGGCAACUCCAGUUGGUAGAAGGGGCCGUCUGGCCAACCUUGCUGCAACUAUCUGCUCGUGGGAAGAUGAUGUAAAUUACUCAUCUGCAAAGCAAAACAGUGCACAAGAACAGCCUGGUACCACUUGUUUAUCCAAGUUUUCCUCUGCAAGUGGAGCAUCUGCUAGGAUCAAUAGCAGCAGUGUUAAGCGGGAAGCUACAUGCUGUUCCCAAAGGGAUGGCGAGGCCUCUCUGAAUAAAGCUCCAUCCUCGAGUGCUGUGGGUGUAUCUUUGAAUAAUGCUGCAAUCUCCAGCUCUGUGAAAGCUGCUUCUUCCCCAGUGAAAUCUUCUACUAUAUCCAUUACUGAUGCUAAAAAUUGUGAGGGACAAAAUCCUGAGCUACUUCAGAAAACUCCUGUAAGUCCCCUGAAAACAGAGGUAUCGAAACCAAUUGAGAAGUCAACUGUGUCCCAGACAGUUCGUCCCAAAGAAGAAUUAAAUAGAGAAAUUUGUCGGCAGUCUCAAUCUAAAGACAAAUCUGCAACAUCAGGGGGAGCAGGAAUUAAGCCUUUCCUGGAACGCUUUGGAGAACGUUGUCAAGAACAUAGCAAACAAAGUCCCGCUCGGAGCACACCCCAUAGGACCCCCGUUAUCACUCCAAAUACAAGGGCCAUCCAAGAAAGAUUAUUCAAGCAAAACACAUCUUCAUCUACUACUCAUUUAGCACAACAGCUCAAGCAGGAACGUGAGAAAGAACUAGCAUGUCUUCGUGGCCGAUUUGACAAGGGUAAUUUAUGGAGUGCAGAAAAAGGUGAAACCUCAAGAAGCAAACAACUAGAAACCAAACAGGAAAUUCACUGUCAGAACACUCCCCUCAGAAAACAUCCAGCUGUUUCAAACACCCCAUCGCUUCCAGUAACAGAAAAGGUGACAGAAAAUCAGACACCAGGGAAACCUUCCGACACAGAACCUACAGAAGUGGUACGUGAAACUGAGAUGAGUGUGGAUGAUGAUGAUGAUGAUAUCAAUAGUUCAAAAGUAAUUAAUGACAUCUUCAGUGAUGUCCUGGUGGAAGGUGAGCUAGAUGUGGAAAAGAGCGAAGAGGAGAUGGACCAUGAAGAACAGGAAGAUGCACUGAAUAUCUCCUCAAUGUCUUUACUUGCUCCAUUAGCACAGACAGUUGGUGUGGUAAGUCCAGAGAGUUUAGUUUCCUCACCUAGAUUGGAAUUGGAAGACACCAGUGUAAGUGAUGAAAGUCCAAAGCCGGGAAAAUUCCAAAGAACCCGUGUCCCUCGAGCUGAGUCAGGUGAUGGCAUUGGUUCUGAAGAUCGUGAUCUUCUUUAUAGCAUUGAUGCAUACAGAUCUCAAAGAUUCAAGGAAACAGAACGUCCUUCAAUAAAGCAGGUGAUUGUUCGGAAGGAAGAUGUUACUUCAAAGUUAGAUGAGAAAAAGAAUGCCUUUCCUGGUCAAGUUAAUAUCAAACAGAAAAUGCAGGAACUCAAUAAUGAAAUAAAUUUGCAGCAGACAGUAAUCUAUCAAGCUAGCCAGGCUCUUAACUGUUGUGUUGAUGAAGAUCACGGAAAAGGGUCACUAGAAGAAGCUGAAGCGGAAAGACUUCUCCUCAUUGCAACUGAGAAGAGAACACUUUUGAUUGAGGAGUUGAAUAAAUUGAAGAGUGAAGGGCCUCAGAGGAAGAAUAAGACUGGUCCCAUUGCCCCAAGUGAAUUUGUCCCAUCCAAAGGAUCAGUUACUUUGUCAGAAAUCCGCUUGCCUCUAAAAGCAGAUUUUGUCUGCGGUACAGUUCAGAAACCAGAUGCAGCAAAUCACUAUUUCUUAAUUAUACUGAAAGCAGGAGCUGAAAAUAUGGUAGCCACACCAUUAGCAUGUACUUCAAAUUCUCUUAAUGGUGAUGCUCUGACAUUCACUACUACAUUUACUCUGCAAGAUGUGUCCAAUGACUUUGAAAUAAAUAUUGAAGUUUACAGCUUGGUACAAAAGAAAGAUCUCUCAGGCCCUGAUAAGAAGAAAAAGGCAUAUAAGUCCAAGGCAAUUACUCCAAAGCGACUUCUCACAUCUAUAACCACAAAAAGCAGCCUUCAUUCUUCAGUCAUGGCCAGUCCAGGUGGUCUCAAUGCUGUGCGCACCAGCAACUUUGCCCUGGUUGGAUCAUACACGCUGUCAUUAUCUUCAGUAGGAAACAAUAAAUUUGCUCUGGACAAGGUGCCCUUUUUAUCUCCUUUGGAAGGUCAUAUUUAUUUAAAAAUAAAAUGUCAGGUGAAUUCAAGUGUUGAAGAAAGAGGUUUUCUAACCAUAUUUGAAGAUGUUAGUGGUUUUGGUGCCUGGCAUCGAAGAUGGUGUGUUCUUUCUGGAAAUUGUAUCUCUUAUUGGACUUACCCAGAUGAUGAGAAACGAAAGAAUCCCAUAGGAAGGAUAAAUCUGGCCAAUUGUACAAGUCAUCAAAUAGAACCGGCCAACAGAGAAUUUUGUGCAAGACGCAACACGUUUGAACUAAUUACCGUCCGUCCACAAAGAGAAGAUGACCGAGAGACUCUCGUCAGCCAGUGCAGGGACACGCUCUGUGUCACCAGGAACUGGCUGUCUGCAGAUACCAAGGAAGAGCGGGAUCUCUGGAUGCAAAAACUCAAUCAAAUUCUUGUUGAUAUUCGCCUCUGGCAACCUGACGCUUGCUACAAACCUAUUGGGAAGCCUUAAACUGUUGGAAGUUGCCAGGCCGUCUAGAGGUUUUUUGAGCUGUGUCAUAAAUGUAUCUUAAGAGCAUCAGAUUUGCUGAUUGCAUUUUAUGCUUUAAAUACAAAAGGGUAUGUGCCAAUAUUCACUACAUAUUAUGCAGUAUUUAUAUCUUUUGUAUGUAAAAUUUCAACUUUCUCUUCUGUCAUUCAUAAAUGAUUGGAGGAAAAUUCAUUAUAGUCAGUUUUGCUAAAUCUUAAUUUAAAAGCCUCAUUUUCCUAGAAAUCUAAUUAUUCAUUUAUUCAUGACAAAGUAUUUUUUUAAAUGUAAGAAUUUUGAGUUGUCUUCUUGGAGCUGUGGGUCUUGAAGUAGAAAGGUUUUCCAGGGGUUGGAGACAGAAACCUCCGACUUGGUCAUCCUUUCUCUAUCCUCACUACUUCUUUCUAAAGUUUGUGAUCGUUUAUUGAUCACGAUAUAUCUUGUUAGUAGAAUACUAAGAAAACUUCCAAGGGACUUUAGAAACAUUUUUAGUAAUGGAGGUAAGAACUUUUUAAAUAGCCAGUGUACAUUAGUUUAAAGCUUGAGGCUGCCUUCAAACAAGAGAUGUGGACAUGGGAUAUUAUGUGAGAUUUGGGGAUUAGUUUUCUUUAGAAGACUUAAUCACAUGGUUUACAUUUACCCAGUUUCUAUAGAUGCUGUGUGGUGCACAUUUUCAUAGAGUACAGUCUUAUAAAAAAUAAUUAUUUUUACUAUAUAGCUAAGAUUCCACUUGGCAUAUCAGUUCUUUCAGCUCCCAUAACAAGAAUAAAUGUAAAUUGAAGAGUCUUUGUAUAAAAGUAAACUCCACCAAGCUGCUAUGGACUAAUACUUUGCUUGCCAAAGUUGUCUUUUUUUUUUUUUUUCCUUGUCCGUGUAUGAGUGUCUAGAAGCACAUUAUGAACUCUUUUGAAAAACUUAAGUCAUGCAUUACCUUUGAAAGCCCAAUUCUUUUUUUUUAUUAUAAAGUAUUAUAAAGCAUGGUCACAACUUUUAAAUCCACUUUGAAUUUCUUCUCUGAAUUGUUAAAAAAGUUAUUGACGAUCUCAUUUAUAAACACUAAAUUCUGAUUCUGUCAGAAUCUAAAUUCUGUCACCUCGUCAUUUAAUUUUGUAUUCAUUCAAAUGUGUUUUUUAUGUGUAUUAUAAAAAUAUAUUUUAUGAUCUCUUACCCAAAUAAAUGCUUGCAAAGGA